UACGCUUGUUGCGUUCUCCAGGCUCACAAUUCAAGUAAGAGCCGACGUUGCGCUGGCUUACGGUGGGUAAGUACGCGUCGUAGCGCGUAGCCGGUGGUACAAGAGGUCUCAUCAUCUGAUCGGUGCCAAGGUUGGUUGCGUUCGACUCUUAUCCGUCGUCAGCCUCACAGGUGCUUCGCUCGUCGAGCUCACGGCGAUUUUCACGGACUAUCAACUCAACUCAGUCGUUGCGAACAUACGCCGACGGCCGCUGUUGUAUAGCUAGUCGAGUCAUUCCUGAUCUCAAGAUCAGCAGUUAUCGCCCCCCCUCACACUAUCCACCACCAUCUCAUGUCCCCCAUCCACAUCGACGAGACUACGGGCUCGGACGCCACGGGUACUGGGGCGCCGGAUGCGCCUUAUCAGACGCUCGCGUACGCGGUGUUCAAGUCCGCGACGGACGCCAAGUUCCUCACGCGCAAGGACGCGUCUGCGCCGUACGACGAGCCAACACAGUCCGCGCUGAAGAAGGCGAAGAAGGGCGCAGAGGGCCUCGAGAAGAAGCGCAAGAAGGCGGAGGAGCUCGCGGAGAAGGCAGCGGCGGCGCAGGGCGCGGAGAGCGAGAAGCGCGAAAAGCAGCUGGAGGAGAGCAAGAAGAUCGUGCUGAGCGAGGAUGCGGCGCUGCCGACGGCGAUCAAGAGCAAGAUCGGGAACCUGGAGCCGUUGAGGACGAAGCGCGUGCGGGUGUCGGGCUGGGUGCACCGGUUGCGCGACCAGAAGGGCAUCAAGUUUAUCAUCCUUCGCGACGGGACUGGGUAUCUGCAGGCUGUACUGUCUGGCAGAGUGGCAGAAACGUACGACGCGCUCACGCUGACACUCGAAUCGACGGUUGAGCUUGUGGGCACGCUCCAGGCGUUGCCCGAAGGCAAGACGGCACCGGGCGGCCACGAACUGUCCGUGGACUACUGGAAGGUGCUGGGCGCGGCACCGGGUGGCGAGGACGCGUUCACGAACAGGGUUAACGAGAAAUCGGACCCAUCCAUCCAAGCCGAUCUGCGCCACCUCGUCAUCCGCGGCGAGACCGCGUCGACGACGCUCCGUCUGCGCUCUGCCCUGCUGAGCGCGAUGCGCGAGGUGUUCGCGCGCCACCACAUGCUGGAGGUGACGCCGCCGUGCCUGGUGCAGACGCAGGUGGAGGGCGGGGCGACGCUGUUCAAGCUAGACUACUACAACCAGCCGGCGUUCCUGACGCAGAGCUCGCAGCUGUACCUCGAGACGUGCCUCCCCUCGCUCGGGGACGUGUACUGCGUGCAGGAGAGCUUCCGCGCGGAGAACAGCAACACGCGCCGGCACCUGAGCGAGUACACGCACCUCGAGGGCGAGCUCGCGUUCAUCACGUUCGACGAGCUCAUGACGCAUCUGGAGGCGAUAAUCUGCGAGACCGUCGACAUCCUGCUCGACAACCCCACGACCGCGGCCCUCGUGAAGCAGCUGAACCCCGGCUUCAAAAAGCCCGAGCGCCCCUUCCUGCGCAUGCCGUACGUGGACGCGAUAGCGUGGCUCAACGAGCACGGGAUCCUGCACCCCGAGGAGGACGCGGAGGGGAACCCGAUCAAGGACGAGUCCGGGCAGGUCAAGCUCGUCCCGCACGUCGUGGGCGACGACAUCGCAGAGGCCGCCGAGCGCCAGAUGACGGACAUCAUCGGGAAGCCGAUGUUCCUGCACUCCUUCCCUGCCGAGCUUAAGGCGUUUUACAUGAAGAAGAUCCCGGGCGGCGACGGGAAGCAUGUGUUCACGGAGAGCUGCGACCUGCUGAUGCCGAAUGUGGGCGAGAUCGUCGGUGGGUCGAUGAGGAUUGCGGAUUUGGACGAGCUGUUUGCGGGCUACAAGCGUGAGGGAAUCGACGCGGCGCCGUACUACUGGUACACCGACCAGCGCAAGUACGGCACUUGCGAGCACGGAGGCUAUGGUGUUGGAAUCGAGCGCUUGCUCGCAUGGUUGGGCAACCGUUAUACUGUUCGCGAGUGUUCUCUGUACCCGAGAUGGCCGGGUCGCGCGACGCCUUAAUUGUAUCGAUCAAGUGUUGUUGUUGUACUUAUUUAGAUGCCUCAAAUGUUCCUCCAAGUCCUCUGCACGGCUGCCAUAUGGGAUUCUCACUUUACUCCAGCCUACGCGUUGCG
This is a messenger RNA of Schizophyllum commune H4-8, 2159 nucleotides long. RefSeq names its product asparaginyl-tRNA synthetase. The record is from RefSeq and is a predicted model, not a curated record. Gene Ontology annotation, cellular component: cytoplasm. NCBI's taxonomy places the organism in Eukaryota, Fungi, Basidiomycota, Agaricomycetes, Agaricales, Schizophyllaceae. Gene Ontology annotation, biological process: asparaginyl-tRNA aminoacylation. Gene Ontology annotation, molecular function: ATP binding; asparagine-tRNA ligase activity; nucleic acid binding. Bases 331 to 2046 code for a protein of 571 amino acids. The transcript has 7 exons.